CUGUGUAAGUCUCGCGCGCCUCCUUUCCAAGAGAGCACUUCCGGGAACCAUGGUGUUUUGUUUUGCUUUUGGGUGCAACCACAGGAGUGAUCGACAUAGUAAGAACGACACACAGUGCCAUCUCUUUCGUUUUCCAACCAAUGUAAAAUUAAGAAAAAAGUGGAUAGAGCUCUGCAGACGUGCUGACAGAGAAUGGAACGAAGGGGACCGCAUAUGUAGCUGUCAUUUCGAAGAAGGCUGCAAGGACAAAGGCCCCAGCAUAUUUGUUUAUUCUAAACCAAAAUUUCCAGACGUUGCUGACAUUCGAAAAAGGAAGAAGUUUGCAGAAAUUGAAAAGGUGCCUACAGUGGAGAGUACAUGUACAAUCGGUACAUGUAGGGGUGGUGUCGAGGAGCCAAGCUCGGUGCUCUUUACAGCAGAGAGUAGUGCUGCACUUGACCAUCCAUACUUCCACCUGUGUCCUUCUUUCCAGUGUGCAUCCAAAAUAAAUGAAUGUCAGGCUUAGAUAAAAGAACUUGAAAUAGAGAUAAGGACAUUAGAAAUUGAUAUUGAGAGGCUGAAGAACUCAAGGCCUGUAAUGUCUGUUGAUGCCAUGAAAAAUAACCAAGAAAAGAUGCUGUUGUACACAUCCUUUACAUAUGACAUUUUCAAGAUCAUUGUUGCCACUUUGCAGAGAUUUGAACCGCUGAAUUAUUAUUCAGGAUGGAAUGUCACAAAUAUGAGUUUGGAAGAUCAAGUUCUCAUAACCUUG
Molecule: messenger RNA, 751 nt
Organism: Magallana angulata
Lineage: Eukaryota; Metazoa; Mollusca; Bivalvia; Ostreida; Ostreidae
Exons: 5
Coding region: 50-505 (151 amino acids)
Source: RefSeq, a predicted model, not a curated record